AUGUUUAAGGAUGCCAAAGAAAUGGUGUCAAGGUGUGAUGAAUGUCAAAGAGCUAGUAAUCUAACCAAGAGAAAUGAAAUGCCACAGCAAUAUAUACUAGAGCUGGAACUAUUUGAUGUAUGGGGGGUAGAUUUCAUGGCACCCUUCCCAACCUCCUACUCAAAUAGCUACAUAUUAGUGGCUGUUGAUUAUGUCUCAAGGUGGGUAGAAGCCAUAGCCACUGCAACAAAUGACAACAAGGAUGUGAUAAGCUUCUUGAGAAGGAAUAUCUUCAGCAGAUUUGGAGUUCUUAGAGCUCUCAUUAGUGAUGGAGGAACACACUUCUGCAACAAACAACUAGAGACACUGCUUCUCAAAUAUGGAGUAAAACACAAGGUGGCAACUCCAUACCACCCACAGACCAACGGGACAGCCUUCAAGAUUCCCAUUGGGAUGUCACCAUACCAACUGGUAUUUGGCAAGGCUUGCCACUUGCCCGUUGAACUGGAGCAUAUAGCCUUCUGGGCUCUAAAACUACUGCAUUUUGAUGAGCAAGCUACUGGAGAAAAGAGAUUAAUGCAACUCAAUGAGCUGGAAGAGUUUAGAAAUCAAGCAUAUGAGAAUGCAAAAAUCUACAAAGAGAACACAAAAAGGCGGCAUGACCAAAAGAUAGCAAGAAGGGAGUUCACUGAAGGACAGAAGGUGUUACUCUACAACUCAAGACUCAAGUUCUUCCUUGGAAAACUUAAGUCUCGAUGGUCAGGACAUUUCACCAUACUCAAAGUGUUUCCCUAUGGUCAUGUGGAGCUCAUGGAGGACAAGACUCAGAGAACCUUUUCUGUCAAUGGCCACAGACUCAAACACUACUUGGGAGGCUCCUUGGAGGAGCAGAGAGUGAGCUACAAGCUCAGCUAA
Molecule: messenger RNA, 894 nt
Organism: Arachis stenosperma
Lineage: Eukaryota; Viridiplantae; Streptophyta; Magnoliopsida; Fabales; Fabaceae
Exons: 2
Coding region: 1-894 (297 amino acids)
Biological process (GO): DNA integration
Molecular function (GO): nucleic acid binding
Source: RefSeq, a predicted model, not a curated record